Messenger RNA from Scomber scombrus (Atlantic mackerel), 1584 nucleotides. Its product is annotated as extracellular serine/threonine protein kinase FAM20C-like. The transcript has 11 exons. The record is from RefSeq and is a predicted model, not a curated record. Gene Ontology annotation, molecular function: phosphotransferase activity, alcohol group as acceptor. NCBI's taxonomy places the organism in Eukaryota, Metazoa, Chordata, Actinopteri, Scombriformes, Scombridae. Bases 1 to 1584 code for a protein of 527 amino acids. Gene Ontology annotation, cellular component: Golgi apparatus. Gene Ontology annotation, biological process: protein phosphorylation.
AUGAUGUGGCGUAUGCGCCGUCGCUCCAGGACAAUCUGUCUGUCCUUGGCCUUCAUCACCAUUUUCCUCCACCUCCUCCUGGCGCUUGUCUCUCUUUCCAUUUACCAAGAGCCCUGUGACCCCCCACCGUCAACCAGGACACACAUCCUGACAGACCUGGCAAAGACAAACUACACCUCCGUAGGGAUCAGUAGUUUAGCUGAGUCACCAGCUGAUACCACACAAAGAGAUUCUUCCAAUUUAGAUGCCAAGAAUGCCAAAGGUCAUGUCACCGGUAAAACCGAACCUUUGGAGUCUGGGCUGUUGAAACUGGUGGCGCUUUUCGACCAUCCGCUUUACAAUAUGCCCACCCCGCCCAUUGCUGAGGAGGAUUGGCUGCUGAGAGUCAAACCAAAGGUCAAGGCCAGUGAGAAGAGCUCCCAGUUGUGGGUGACUGAUAGUGUGGAGGGAUACGAGGAUGUCAGGUGGAACAGCAGCAGUACCAGCCACCCCCCCUGGCUGCGCUUUCACCUGAGUAUCUCCCGCUGGCAGCUCUACCCCCAUCAUGAACCCAACAUGAAGAAUCUGACCGAACAGCUAGCCACACACCGCAUCGUCAGUGCAGUGCAGAAGUCUGGGGGGACGCAAUUGAAGCUGGUGAUGUCAUUUCCCAACUAUGGACUAGCCAUGUUCAAACCCAUGAAGCAGGAGAGAGAUGAAGAAACCAAUUAUAACCUCUAUUACUUCUCAGACUUUGAGAGACACAAUGCAGAAAUUGCAGCUUUUCACCUGGACAGGAUUUUAGGUUACAGGAGAAUUCCUCCUGUAGUUGGGAGGCAGGUGGAUGUGGUCAAGGAGAUCAAAGACGUCACUAUCGACCGAAAGCUGGCCCGCACCUUUUUUACCUCCCCUGUGGGAAAUGUCUGUUUCUACGGCCAGUGCUCGUACUACUGUUCAACAGAGCAUGCAGUGUGUGGCCGUCCCAGGGCCCUGGAGGCCUCCUUGGCUGUCAUGCUGCCUGAUCUAUCCCUGGCGACUCGGAGGUCAUGGAGAUCCCCCUGGAGACGCUCCUACAGCCGCAGCAAGCUGGCAAAAUGGGAGACAGAACCAGACUACUGUUCGACAAUAAAAAAGACCCCACCAUACGACAAAGGCACAAGACUGGUGGACUUCAUGGAUUUGGUCAUACUGGACUUCCUGAUGAGUAACAUGGAUAGGCACCACUAUGAAACUUUUGAAAAGUUUGGCAACGAUACUUUCCUGCUACACCUUGACAACGGGAGGGCAUUCGGGCGCCACUCCAAAGAUGAGCCAUCUAUCUUGGCUCCAUUAAAACAGUGUUGCAGAAUCCGUCGAUCCACAUUGCUACGCCUGCGUCUGCUGUCGCUGCCUCAGUAUCGUCUCAGCGAUGUCAUGAGGGCCUCGCUAUCCCAUGAUCCUCUGCACAGUGUGGCCCCUCUGCUCUCGGAGCCCCACCUUGCUGCUCUCAAUCGGCGUUUGAAAACUGUGCUCGAGACUAUAAGUCAUUGUCAAAAGGGACAGAGUAAGGAUGAGGUAAUCUACGAUGACACUGCUUACUUGAAAGACAUGGUCAGUCCUGCUUAG